This is a messenger RNA of Cicer arietinum (chickpea), 2671 nucleotides long. Its product is annotated as O-fucosyltransferase 19-like. Lineage: Eukaryota; Viridiplantae; Streptophyta; Magnoliopsida; Fabales; Fabaceae. The record is from RefSeq and is a predicted model, not a curated record. Gene Ontology annotation, cellular component: cytoplasm.
AUGAUAUAAAACGCGACAAAAAAAGAGAAUCAGAGAUCACAGAUUGGCACAUUCACAUUGUCAUUCCCCUCAGAAUUUCUCCUUAGAUUUCGCUCCCUCUCUCAAACUUCAUCUUCAACCAAACACAAUCAAAAAAAAAAAAAAAACUAUUCUCCCCAGAAACCGUAACCAUAAAAAAAUAAAAUCUCGUCUCAUUGUUUUUUCGUUUUGAUUAUCAAUCUGUCGUCGUUUUGACACCACAACGAUGUCGUCCGGCGGCCCAACAACAACUUCAUCAAACACAAGCCCAAGGGUCGCCGCGGGUCCCACAACGACACGUAGACGCGUAGCCGACAUCAACAAUAACAGCAACAACAACGUAGACACAGAGAAACAACAAGUUUCAUCUAGCUUCUCAGAUUUCUCCGAACUAGAACAAGACGACGUCGUAUCAGGAACAACAACUCACCACCACGCGCACAUUCACCAUCACCUUAAUCCAAUCACGCGCUACCUUCUUUUACGCGCCCGCAUUUUGUUCUGUGUUCCGGAGAGUUUUAUAAUUCGGUUGGAACAGUUAUUUAUUUGGUUGUAUGGUUCGGUUCAGUCACUCCGGUCUGGGAAAAACGUGGGCCGUAAGAUCUUUGCGGUUUUAAUUUUGAUGGUUGUUAUGUCGGUUUUUGUUAAGGUUUCGUUUAUUGGUGGUGGUGUUGAGAUGAAUGGAAAGAGUAUUGAAAAUGGUCAAUUGAUUUUGCAACGGUUUAAAGAAGAUUGGGCUUCGGCCCAAAGGGUUGUUACUGAAACUGAAACUCAAACUGAAACUUCCAUGCCUAAAAGGGUCCUCGAGAGGUUGGCUACACCAGAAAUAUGGAUGAAGCCAAACAGUGAGAACUAUUACCAAUGCGUGUCUCCACCUAGAAAUCAAAUGAAGACAAAGUCAAAGACAAACGGCUAUCUUCUUGUUCAUGCAAAUGGUGGAUUGAAUCAAAUGAGAACAGGGAUAUGUGAUAUGGUUGCAGUGGCAAAAAUAAUGAAUGCCACACUUGUCCUUCCUUCUCUUGACCAUGAUUCCUUUUGGACUGAUCCAAGUGACUUUAAAGAUAUUUUUGAUUGGAGGCGCUUCAUGAAAGUCUUAAAAGAUGACAUCGACAUAAUUGAGUACUUGCCUGUUCGGUAUGCAAAUCUGAAGCCUCUUGUCAAGGCACCAGUUUCAUGGUCAAAGGCUAGUUACUACAGAAGUGAGAUUCUUCCUUUAUUGAAGAGACACAAAGUUGUACAAUUUACUCACACAGAUUCAAGACUUGCUAACAAUGGUCUUGCUUCAUCUAUUCAAAAGCUUAGGUGUCGUGCCAAUUACCAAGCUCUUAAGUAUACAGCUGAGAUUGAGGAGCUUGGAAAGACCUUGGUUGAUAGACUAAGAAACAAUGAUGAACCAUUUAUUGCCCUUCAUCUAAGAUAUGAGAAAGACAUGCUGGCUUUUACUGGCUGUAGCCAUAAUCUUACUGUUGAGGAAGCUGAGGAACUAAGGGUUAUGAGGUAUGGAGUCAAGCAUUGGAAAGAAAAAGAGAUCGAUAGCGUCGAAAGGCGAUUACAAGGAGGAUGCCCUAUGUCACCAAGAGAAGCAGCCAUUUUUCUCAAGGCCAUGGGAUACCCUUCAACUACAACAAUCUACAUUGUUGCAGGCCCUAUCUAUGGAAGCAAUAGUAUGACAGCCUUUCGCGCCGAGUAUCCUAAUGUCUUUACUCAUUCCACCCUUGCAACUGAGGAGGAGCUAGAGCCUUUUAAGCCGUAUCAAAACCGUCUUGCAGCUUUGGAUUACAUUGUUGCCCUUGAAAGUGAUGUGUUUGUUUAUACUUAUGAUGGAAACAUGGCUAAGGCGGUGCAGGGUCAUAGGAGGUUCGAAGGAUUUCGGAAAACCAUAAAUCCUGAUAAAUCAAAUUUUGUCAGGCUAAUCGAUCAAUUGGAUGAGGGUUCCAUAUCAUGGGACACAUUUUGUUCCGAAGUUAAAAACUUACACGCCAAUCGGCUAGGUGCACCUUAUCAAAGACAAGUAGGAGAGUCACCAAGAAUCGAAGAGAAUUUUUUCGCCAACCCUUUUCCCGGUUGUGUUUGUAACAAGUCUCAAGAGCUAAUUACAAGCCAAAAACUAGAUCAAAGAUUGGGUGUUGGAGCACAAAAAUGAUAAGUAUCUUGGUUUUUUGUCAUAUGAUGACAACAAGGCUAAAAAAUUGGAGCUUGAUUAUAUUAUUAUGGCAAUGCCUUAAAGUUCAAGGCAACAACAACUCAUUUGAUGAGGAUGUUGGGAAUGUGCUUUCCUUUGAAAACCUAUUUGAUGAGGAUGUUGAAGAAUCAAAGGAACCUUAUGAGGUUAUUAUUUCAUUCAAGAUACUAGUUUCAGUUUAGGUAUACAAAAAAGGGUAAGAAUAGAAAGCUUGUGUAUAAAUAUAAUCAAAAGGAAAAUUACAGGUUAGAUAAUUAUAUUGGGGGAUUGGUUUUGACAAUACUACCCUUGUUGGUUUCGUAGUACAUUGUUAAACCAUUGGAUUCAUUGAUUUUUUUUUUUAAGGACAAUUGCUAAAUGGAGCACAAUUGGAUACAUUUUUUGAAUUGAACACUUUAUACAUAGGAAUCUACCUUAUAUUGGAUAUCUUUGUUUAUACUUACAUUUAUGAUGUGUACCUUUAUUCUUGAA